Pantherophis guttatus is the source of this 4642-nucleotide messenger RNA. Lineage: Eukaryota; Metazoa; Chordata; Lepidosauria; Squamata; Colubridae. The record is from RefSeq and is a predicted model, not a curated record.
GCGUAGAAAGAAGCAGCGGAUAAGGAGAAAACAGACGCCCGAGUCUUGAUAGUCCCUGAACUUCCUUCUCGACCUCCUCGUGAUUCUCCAGCCCGGUCCAAGUGGGAGGAAUCGCUUGGCUUUCUCUCACACCCCUUUUUCUUUCUUUCUUUCUUUCCCUCCAGGGGACGAAAGCGGAGGGCGCGCCACGCCGAGGGCUCCGGCUCCCGUCUCCGCCCCGCUCCGGAGUUUAUUUGGGUCCUCCGCAGUUUCGUCCUGGUGUGGGGGAAGAUGGAAGGCUACAAACUUUUCCUGGCCUUCCUCGCGUCCGCUUUGCUGCUCGGCUUCCUCUCCGUCGUCUUCGCCCUGCUCUGGGUCCUCCACUACCGCGAGGGGCUCGGCUGGAACGGGGGCUCGGCCGAGUUCAAUUGGCACCCGGUCCUCAUGAUCACGGGCUUCGUGUUCAUCCAAGGGAUCGCAAUUAUUGUAUACAGGUUACCAUGGACCUGGAAAUGCAGCAAAUUUUUGAUGAAAUUAAUCCAUGCUGGGUUACAUACCAUUGCUCUGACACUUGCUAUUAUUUCCCUGGUGGCUGUUUUUGAUUUCCAUAAUGCUCAAAAUAUUCCUAACAUGUACAGUCUACACAGCUGGAUUGGAUUGACUGCUGUAAUUCUUUAUGCUCUACAGCUUGUUUUAGGCUUUGUGGUCUUCCUACUUCCCUUUACUCCGACUUCUCUUCGGACAGCUCUUAUGCCAAUACACACAUAUUCAGGUCUUCUCAUCUUUGGAACAGUGAUUGCCACAGCCCUAAUGGGAAUUACAGAAAAACUUAUUUUUAGUCUGAAUAUAAUUCCCUAUCGCGAUUCCCCAAAAGAAGCUAUUUUUGUCAAUGUUCUGGGUGUCCUGAUUGUCGCCUAUGGGGCUGUAAUUAUGUGGAUGGCUACAAGGCCUCAUUGGAAGCGCCCACUCGAACACGUUUUCCAAACCCAUCAAAGAAUUGGAGAAGGAUUCAGUGAGGAGGACUGUCAUAAUCCAGAUUUGGAGAUCAGCAGUGAUGGAGCUGCUAGGAAAAGAAACCCCAAAUCUGAUGAAACUGGACAGAGAUCAACUAUGUAAAGAAAGUAUAUAACAAAAUUUGCAAUGAAGAAAAUUCUCUCUCCCUAUUUUCUCCCAGCUCUUCGACACGCUAUACUUUUCUUUAUUAAUAUUGUUAGAAUUUUCUGAAUAAAUGAGAAGAGUUAGUAAAGAGUUUAAUUUUAGAAGUAUCUUUGUUCAUAUGGUGCCACUAUGGUAACUUGUACUGUAUUUCUUGAUAAUUUGGGGGGGGAUCUGAAAUUAUCACCAGGUCAGCUACAUGAAAUGCUUUUUCAUUGUUAUUGACUGAUGGAAGAAGUACAAGAUGAACAAUUAGAUUUUAGAUAUUGGAAGAAAGUUAUGAAGAAAGGGAGGAGAACUCCACUGAAUAAAAUGGCUAAAACCCUUGAUAUUUCUUUAAUGUUGUUCAAACUUGUUUCCAUAACACAAUGGAACUUCUGGCCAUCUUGGAAAGCUGAAUGAUUGAUUCCACAAUUCAUUCACCUUCAUUUUCUCUUGACUUGUGAUGUUGCUUUCCAUUGGCAGUGGAGAAGAACUGUGUAUUCUGCAGUUCAAUAGUAUGAUUAUGGUGGCCAGAGAGAAGGAAGAGAGUGGAAAAGCAGGUGGUUGUGUGGAUGAUAAUUUGAUUACCCUGUCUAGCUUCUUUUUUCACAUAGGUGCCAGCUUCUCAUACAAACACAUCUUCUAGUAUCACAGAAAACUCAGACAUUAUUGCUAUAAGGCAAUCAGUAUUGUUUUUGUACAACCAUAUUUAAAUAAAUAUUGGCUUUAUACAGUAACUCCAUUAUUUGGAUUAAAUAUUAUGUUAGAGUAUUUACAGUUUGUUCAGAUUAUAAGGCAAUAUAAUGUAGGCUAGGCUAGACUAGACGACUAGACUAGACUAGACUAGACUAGACUGGAAGGAACCUUGGAGGUUAUCUAGUCCAGCCCUCUGUUCAAACAGGAGAACCUAUACUAUUUCAGAUAAGUGACUGACUAGACCAGGGGUGUCAAACUCGCAUUGCGACUUUUUUCUCCUUUGCUAAACUGGGCGUGGGUGUGGCCAACGCAUGACAUAUUCGGACCAUCGUCCGCGAGUUUGACAUCCCUGGUCUAGACUCUUCUUAAAAACAUCCAGUGAUGCAGCGCCCACGAUUUCUGGAGGCAAGCUGUUCCACUGCUAGGAAGUUUCUCUAGACCUAACUAAAUUAAAGCUGUGUUACUCUCAACUCUUACUCUUAAAGAAUGCCAUUUCAACAUGUACAUUCAGGAGUGUUGCAGGGAAAAAAAAUGAAUUAAUUUUUUUCAUGGAUAAUAGAUGGCCAGCAUUGUGUAUAUUUGGCAAAGAACAAGCCGCCUCUCUGAUCUCAUUUUCCUUAAUGAACAACUGAAGCUGUUGCAUUCUUCUAAAUUGAUGGCAGUUACUACAUAUUUUGAUAAGCUACUUAUUUUUAGGAGGAGGAAGAGCGUUUCCUUUAUGUAUAGAUUUCAACAAGCUUUCUUCAAAAAAACUAUACAGUAUUGAAAAUAAUUGGGACAUUCAACCUCCAUUUUAUGAGACGAUGCUGUGUUUUAGGAUUGUCCGAUUUGUAUGUUUUGAUUUGUCCGGUGUGCAAAAGAUCAGGUCCACAGUGGAGGUUCAAUUAAACUAAUUUAUUGCUAAAAGCCUAUUCACAGGAAUCUUCUUAGCUAACAUGUAAGAGUUAGAUAAGGGUUAACAGCAUUCAAGGGAGGGGGGAGGCUUGGACUUAGUUCUCUUGUGACUAUAUAGGGAUUCUAGACUGGUCCCCCUUUUUACUCUACUCCCAGUUUCUUCCAUCUCUUCUCCUACAUGCUUCUCCUUUUAGAGCGUCAGGUGACAUCAUUAAUCCUAAACCAGCCCUCCCUGUGUCACUGCCAGCUAUAUGCCAAAUCUGUAGUGUUUCCAUUUUUCCAAGGACAUUUAACACAAGCUUAUAUAGAGGAUUAAUGGCAUUUUAUUUUUGCUCUUCAUAACUUUAUUUAGAAAUUAUUGAAGCUAAAAAUGCCAUCUAUGUUUACUUUUUAGUUUAACAAUAAAAACUAGCUAGACCAGAGGUGUCAAACUCAAGGCCUGAAGGAUGGAUCUGGCCCAUGGGGCCACCCUGGAAACAGCAAAGGACCAGCCCACGGUGCCUCUGCCAGCUCCAUUUUUGAUGGCAGAGCGUUGCAGAAGGCCAUCACAGCCAAAAGCGGCACUCGCGAGGGCCAUUUUCACCGGCAGAGUGCUCGGGCCACCACAGGUUCCCCUGACACGAGUGACAUCGAGUUGGCCAUGCUUAUCCCGGUCCCCCGAGGUUAAGCACAACCAUGAUCCAGCCCUCAAUGAAAUUGAGUGUGACACCCCUGAGUUAGACUAUUGGAAGAACCCUUUAGCUAUUGUUAUAGAGGAUGUUACACAGAAUAAAAGACAAAACUUAAUCUUAUUCUAGGCAAUAUUGAGAAAAUGUAGUCAGCACAUCCUUGAUUACAUUUUGAAAAGAUCGUCUAAAUGUAUAUCUGGACAGUAUGGAAUGAAGUAUGUAAUUGGACUUUAGGGAAGCUAAUCCGAUUUUUGAAUUAUUGCAGUUCAUUUGGAAAAAAGAUCAAAACUACAGCAGCAAACUCAGAGCCUUAAAAAAAAAAAAACCCUCUUCUCAAUACUUUUAACUGACUUCCAAAAUCAGUUUGGCUUUUACUCUAAUUUGUAAUGUAAAUUAAAACAUUCGUUCUAGUGACAUCUCAGAAAAUUACUACUUAGUUUCUGAAAGAAAACAAGAAGAUAUUUCAUGUCAGUGUCCUUAUCCUGACUAGUCUGCUAUUGUGGACAGGAAAAGAAAGUGAGCAGUUAAAUCUGGCAACUUUCUGUGCCAGAAAUUGUCUUUUCUAUCCUGAUUUGCUGCUGGUUGCAGUGUUACUGUAAGUCAUUAUAAGAGUGAUCUUAGGAAACAGUGGCCCUUCCUCAAACUUGCUUUUCAGACAAGUUGGGAUUGCAGCUUCCAAAAUGAAGAAUAAUGAAUUGAUAUCUCAAUAUUAGGUGAGAACUGCUGUACUAUAGAUGAUAAGGCCCACCCCAAACAUCUUCAUAGCCAUUUUCUAUGUUAACGGCUUUAGAGAAGCCAAGGUUCUUCUCAGGAUAUUAACCUGAAUACUCAGUAGGGUAACGGUAGAAGGUGUAAAACUUGGCAAACUCCAAUGUCUACAGAAGACAGUGGAAAAGAAGAAUGUGCAUUAUGAUAGCCUUUAACCAAAGAUUGUCUUAUGGAGUGUUUCUCGACCUUGGUAACUUCUAUGAUGUAUGGACUUCAUCUCGAAUUCCCCAGCCAGCAUGCCACACAUCUUAAAAUUGCCAAGGCUGAAAAACACCAGUUUUCUAUAUCAGUGGCUGUAUGUGAUCCACAUUUCUAAAAGAAUGCAUGCUUUACUAUAUAUUAGAAUAAACAGUAUAAUUUUAAUAAAAAGUGAACUUGGAUAUUGCCAAUAUUACUGUAGAAAUAUUUGGAAAUCCAUUUGAAUAUGGGAUCAGUAGUACUUUGUAAAGUAAAAAAUUUUGUAACUAUUUUUAUAUUGCAAUAAAAACUAUUGAAGAAUC